CAAAUGGCUUCCAAUCAAUGGCGUCUAGUAACUGAAAGAGACGCCCGAUCUAACCACACGCUUUAAUGAUUCUUCAUUCUUCUUCUUCUUCUGCCUCUUCACGAGUUUAACAGAACUUACUCUCUCAGAUCUGCGCAUUUUCCGCCAUUUUUGGUUCUGAGAGUGGGAGAGGCGAUAAUGGCUGUGAAGCGGUCGCUUCUUGUGAUACUGGCGCUGAUUGUGAUGGCGUCGGUUGUGAUUGCGAUUGGGGACGAACCCGCGGUUAAGCCGAAGGUUAAGGUUGUGAGGGGGAAGAGGCUUUGUGACAGAGGGUGGGAGUGCAGCUGGUCUACUUAUUGCUGCAAUUUGACCAUUACCGACUACUUUCAGACCUACCAAUUCGAGAAUCUCUUCUCUAAGCGUAAUUCGCCGGUGGCUCACGCCGUCGACUUCUGGGACUACCAUUCCUUCAUUUUCGCCGCCGCCCAGUUCGAGCCGCUUGGAUUCGGAACCACUGGAGAUAAGCGCAUGCAGAUGAAAGAGAUUGCUGCUUUCUUAGGCCAUGUUGCUUCUAAGACCUCUUGUGGUGAUGGAGUGGUUACAGGAGGGCCGCUUGCCUGGGGUCUCUGUUUCAACAAGGAGAUGAGUCCAAGCCAGGAUUAUUGCAAUGACUACUUCAAGCUCACCUAUCCUUGUGCUCCUGGUGCCCAAUAUUAUGGCCGUGGCGCUCUGCCCAUUUACUGGAAUUACAAUUACGGUAUUAUUGGGGAUGGUUUGAAGUUGGAUCUGCUGCAGCAUCCGGAAUAUGUGGAGCAGAAUGCUACCAUUGGAUUCCAAACUGCAAUAUGGAAGUGGAUGAACCCAGUGAAGAAGUCACAGCCUUCACCCCAUGAUGUCUUUGUCGGCCAUUGGAAGCCCACCAAGAACGACACCUUGUCCAAAAGGGUUCCUGGUUUUGGCACUACCAUGAAUAUUCUUUAUGGAGAUUCUAUCUGUGGGCAGGGUGAUAUUGACGCCAUGAACAACAUCGUUUCACAUUACCUAUACUUCCUCGAUCUGUUGGGUGUUGGUCGGGAACAGGCCGGGACUCACGAUACACUUACUUGUGCCGAGCAGGCUGCGUUUAAUCCAUCUUACGUUGCCCCAGCUGCAGCUUCUUGAGAUCAGUCCCAAUGGUCUUCCAUCGCAGCCAGAAUUACCAUUAGUCCAAGUAAGAACCAAGACAUCCUUAUACAAUUAUUUUAAGUGUGCAGUUAAUUAGCCGAACGAUCAGUAUGUUUGGAUUGAAUAAUCUGUAUUCUUUUUUUCUUUUUUGGUCUUAUUUAUACUUCUAGGAUUACUGUAUCUCUGAGAUGUCAAUGAAUCGUCUGGUAUGUAAUAUAUCUGUAUUUCUGUGAACAGUUUGGUUUCUUGGUCGAAAUGUGUGUUGCCGACAUGGUUCUGUUUGUCUGAUGGCAGUGUCUCUUUCUGCCUCUUUAUUUCAAUUUCUAUUUCCUACUUUUUCUUUA
Momordica charantia (bitter melon) is the source of this 1487-nucleotide messenger RNA. Its product is annotated as chitinase-like protein 1. Gene Ontology annotation, molecular function: chitinase activity. Lineage: Eukaryota; Viridiplantae; Streptophyta; Magnoliopsida; Cucurbitales; Cucurbitaceae. The record is from RefSeq and is a predicted model, not a curated record. Gene Ontology annotation, biological process: chitin catabolic process; carbohydrate metabolic process; cell wall macromolecule catabolic process.